Drosophila willistoni is the source of this 1351-nucleotide messenger RNA. It is a transcript of the gene Nap1, whose product is annotated as nucleosome assembly protein 1-like 1. Gene Ontology annotation, biological process: nucleosome assembly. Gene Ontology annotation, cellular component: nucleus; chromatin. The record is from RefSeq and is a predicted model, not a curated record. Gene Ontology annotation, molecular function: chromatin binding; histone binding. The transcript is spliced from 6 exons. NCBI's taxonomy places the organism in Eukaryota, Metazoa, Arthropoda, Insecta, Diptera, Drosophilidae. Bases 113 to 1222 code for a protein of 369 amino acids.
UUGGGGAAUUCUUUCUUUUUUCGUUUCGGCGUCGUUGCGGUGUGCUUAACGCUGGUUUUGUCUGGACCGUUUUUUAUUUGUGAAGGAAUCAACUGCAUUUACUGAAUAGAAAAUGGACGCUUCAACAGAAGGAAGUCUUGAGACUGAGUCCAACAAUACUGAAGUUGAUGAUGACAAAUCCAAUUCUGAUUGUCAAUCGAUGCCCGGUUACAUGAGUUCCGUGCUGCGGCGACAGUAUUUGCAAGAGAUGGUCAAGGCACUGCCAGCGCCGGUUCAAAACAGAUUGGUUGCUUUGAAAAAUUUGCAAUUGGAACAUUUGGAAAUUGAAGCUGAAUUCUAUGAAGAGGUCUAUAAGUUGGAGAAAAAGUACCAGCUGAAAUAUCAACCCUUGUUUGAUAAGCGCACUGAAAUUGUCAAAGGUACCGUAGACCCACCCAAGGAGGAACCCAAGUGGAAAGAACCCGAAGAUGCUGCCAUGGAAGGCGAGGUUGAUCAAUUCAGUGAUGCACUUAAAGAAGUCAAAGCUAUACCUCAAGAUGCCAAGGGUAUUCCUGGGUUCUGGCUAACAGUGUUCCGUAAUACUGCAAUUUUGUCCGAAAUGAUCCAGACGCAUGACGAGCCUGCUCUGCGCAAACUUUUGGAUAUAGUUGUUAAAUAUGAUGACGAUCAUUCAUAUACCCUUGAGUUCCAUUUCGAUAAGAACGAAUACUUCUCGAAUACAGUUCUUUCCAAACAAUACUUCUUAAAGUCAACCGUCGAUCCAGAGGAUCCAUUCGCAUUUGAGGGUCCCGAAAUUUACAAGUGCACGGGAUGCACAAUCAACUGGGAGAAGAAAAUGAAUUUGACUGUGAAGACCAUUCGGAAGAAGCAGAAGCAUAAGGAGCGCGGCGCCGUCCGUACCAUUGUCAAACAGGUUCCAACAGACUCUUUCUUCAAUUUCUUUAACCCUCCAGCAGCUCCAACUGGAAAGGAAGAAAUUGAUGACGACUCCAAUCAGAUCUUGGCAACAGAUUUCGAAAUUGGGCACUUUUUGCGUGCCAGAGUUAUUCCAAAAGCAGUGCUUUAUUAUACCGGUGACAUUGUCGAUGAUGAGGAUGACGAGGACGAAGAGGAGGACUACGAUGAGAAUGAAGAUGACGAAUAUGAUUCUGAUGAGGCACCAAAGGCCCAAAAGAAAGCCCAAAAUAAGAAACAGUCGCCUAAUGAUUGUCCAAACCAGUAGAUACUAUACACAGAUAUUAUGUACAACAUACACAUAAUUCAAAUAUAAUUUGAAAUAUAUUUUUGGUGAAUUAACAAUUUCAAGAAAAAUAAAAUCAAUUAUGGGAUGUCUCCCAAAUUAAAAACAUCA